Ostrinia nubilalis (European corn borer) is the source of this 3132-nucleotide messenger RNA. RefSeq lists its product as uncharacterized. Gene Ontology annotation, molecular function: protein heterodimerization activity; core promoter sequence-specific DNA binding; RNA polymerase II general transcription initiation factor activity. The transcript is spliced from 5 exons. The record is from RefSeq and is a predicted model, not a curated record. Bases 130 to 1164 code for a protein of 344 amino acids. Gene Ontology annotation, cellular component: negative cofactor 2 complex; nucleus. Gene Ontology annotation, biological process: transcription by RNA polymerase II. Lineage: Eukaryota; Metazoa; Arthropoda; Insecta; Lepidoptera; Crambidae.
UAUAUAAAUGAAGUAGGCUGCGAACGUCCCCCUUUUAUAACCUCAAAAAUGCGCGAGAAGUACCAAGUCUGAUGGUGUAGGAAGCUAAUUUAAUAUUUUAAUUGGUGAUAAAGUGCACAGUAUUCCGCCAUGCCGUCAAAAAAGAGAAAAUACAACGCCAGAUUCCCAGCGGGGCGAAUCAAGAAGAUCAUGCAGACUGACGAGGAAGUGGGGAAAGUGGCGCAGGCGGUGCCUAUCAUAAUUUCGCGAACCCUGGAGCUCUUCGUGGAGUCGCUCCUCAGCAAGGCGAUGCAAGUCACGAUGGCGCGCAACGCCAAGACGCUCAGCCCGAGCCACGUCAAGCAGUGCAUCCUGGGCGAGUCGCGGUUCGACUUCCUGAGGGAUCUGGUUAAGAACAUCCCCGAUGUGUCAGUGGCUGAAGAGAAAGAAAUGAUGAGUGCAGAAAGCUCACCCAAUUCUUCAAGAUUUUCAGACGCAUCAGUGCCACCCCGCAGGGUAGUGAGAGAAGACUCAAACAGUUCCAGCAGCUGUGAUACCAGGGUGCCGCCCCCUCUCGUGCCCCCCCCAAACCCCCUCCGACGGGGCUUGUCUUCAGAAACCGAACUACCUCACAGAACGCACCGGACCGAGACCGUUACUUCAACCAUAGUCUCCUCUGACACCGCCAUAGACCUAACCAAACGACACGUCGAGGAAAAACCGGUCAGAACGGCCAACUUCUACCAAGAAACCUUCUUAACAGACGAUGCUACGCACAGAACGGUCAUUACCGUUAACCCCACGUAUGCUAGCCCUCAACCUUCAACCAGCUACACUGAUAUGACCCCUGUGGAGCCUUUACAUAGACUAGAAAUUCCAGUGCCAAAACCGUCGACGGAAUUCGUCGACGUGACUCCCACUCCACCCCCUAGGACGCCGUCGACGCCUAUCCUAAAUAUAGACUUCUCGAAAAAUCUCACCAAACCAGAGAUACGCGUUUUAGACACGGCGAUCGCUGGCAUCGUGACCGUUCCGCCGAAGAACGCUCCAAAGUUACAGAGGCAGAACUCGAAACCUCAUAAGCCUGAAAGUAAGAAAAUCGACGUCAAACCUGUCAGUCAGCCGGUUGACAUAGACCAUUUAAAUUCUGGUAACCUACAAAUAGAUGAGGAUUACGAUACCUGAGCAUUUUAGGGUUAUUGUUUUGUUUCUAUUAUUUAAUACACGGCAGUUGUUAUUCAACUUUAAUGUACAUAACGUGUGUUUGUUGGAAAUUGUUUAUGUAAGUACCAUCAUUAUUAAAUUAACUGUCUUUAAUUUUCAUGCAUUCACAAAAAUUUUGAGAUUAAUCAUAUUUCGGUAAGCUGUUUAUAAAUUCGAUUAAAAUAAGCCAAAUCAUGUUGAUGAUAUCGACGAAUUAUAACUUUGUAUAGCGAACUAAUUAGAAUAAAAGUAAAGACCAGACACAAUUACUACUGCAGUGUGGUGGUUGGAAUGAAGAAAUUAUUCAUACCACAGAAAGGAAUGACAGUAUUAACGACGUCAUUAUUAAAACCCGAUCGGCUACCUGCGCACCUCUUUGGUAUGCGACUUUCCCCCUCACUUACCCGCACACCUCGUCGAUGUGACGUCACGGCCACCAGGUGUGCAGUUAACCCGACCGGGUUGUACGGGGCUUAAGCCUUGAUCACACGUACCGAGCAAACGGGCGAGACAGUGCUCUCGUCCGAGUACUCGGUGUGUAUGAACAUUUCGCCGAGUGCUCGGCCGAGCGCUCGAGUAUGUGACUCGCUCACCCAACUGUCUCGACCGAGUAAACAUUUUACUGUCUCGCCCGUGUACUCGGUACGUGUGAUCAAGGCUUUAGUGUGAGUUUAUAUCAAAUGUAUUCGAUAUUGACUGCGUAAAUAAGUGUCAUUUAAAUGUAUGACGGAUUGUACAGCGUCCCUAGUGGAUACUUUCAAGAACUAAAAUCUUCAUAGAUUUUUUUGACGCAUUCGAUAUCGAAUACGUUUGAUGUAAACUCACACUUAGCCCCCUGAUAGUGUCCAAAAGCCUUUAGGAAACAUGUUAACACAAAUGUCGUCUGAAUGAAUAGCUUGUAUAAUACUAUAGAAGUCUUGUAUAGAUCGUGCCAUCCACUCGGACGCGCCCCACCAAUAUUUGGUCUCGGUCGCGCGGGGUGCGGGGAGUUUGAUCCGAGCGGCAUUAUAGACAUGUUGACACCACAGUCAAUUGACGUACUUUUUAAAACUGUCAAAACGAAACUCUCCCAUAGAUUUUGUAUGGCACUACAAGCAAGUGACGUCACUAUUUUGUCAACUCAAUUAAACUACUUUUUUCAAUUACAAUGCGACCAAAAAUCGUAAUUUACAGGUAAUUUAAAAUAAAUUAAGUUUUUAAGACCAGAAUUAAGGGUCUUUUUAAAACAGUUGUGGUUUCGAAUUAUUGGGGUUUGGUGUCAAACUGUCUAUUGUAGUGUGCGUGUGCACUCAUGGAUGAUUUAGUUAGCGUGUACCGAUAACACUCAAACAUUAGCGGAAGAAUGGUGGGGCGCGUCUUCGUGGAUGAAACGCUCUAUAGUGUAAAAGUCUUAUGUUUAGUUGAAUAACAGCUGUCGUGGUGUUGUUUACCAGCUAGGUAUAUUGGUUAAUUAGUUAUGUCGUAAUUUGUUUUUGUACCGUGAAGUUUAAUUGUGUGUGAGUUUUUUUUUUGUUUUUGUUUAUGCACUAAAUUGGUGUUUAAUUUAAGGAUUCGUGUGACUAAAAUAACUUCAGAUCUUUGUUUGUUACAGUCUCAUAAUACAGAUUAACGCCCGUAUUCACAAACAUUACUAUGAGGUCUCACAGUGCGCGUGGACGCACAGGGUGACACAUGAACCAAUCACAGAGCUCUAUUCAACGCUGUGCGUUCGAUUUUCUGCUUCACUUAAGCAAGCAUUGUUUGUGAAUACGGGCGGAAGUAACUUUUAACAUGCUGAAUUGAACUUUAAAGUUAGAAAAUAAGACGCCUUUUUGAAAUCUCAAACGACAUCCUAACUUCAAAUAAAUAUCUGAAGUUAUUUUGGUCACAUAUUAAAUUAGUAUUUUUAUAAAAAGUAUGACAGUCUGUCAGUUAAUGUUGCGUAAAAUAUAACUUAGAUCCAUUAAAAUA